GGGAACUGAAAGUGAGGCGAACACUGUGAGUAGGCGCGGCGAGAGGAGGGAUCGGUCGGGAAGAGUUUGGAAAGUGAAAAGGAGAAGGCGGAGCCUGGCGCUGAGGGGAUGGACUUUGUACGGGGAGAACGAGCCCGGGGCGUGUCCGUAGGGUGAGAAUGAGAAGAGCGGCCGGGGGAGAACAGAUUAAAGGAGCAGAAGCCACUGGAUCCCCAGGAGAUUCCCAAUAACAGAUCAGAACAAUCACUUCUUGUUACUCCCAGACACUUACAGCACCCAGGUCCCAACCCGGAGUCACAUGGCGUCUGGGUGCAGCGAGCUGGAAUCGGCCAUCGAGGUGCUGGUGCGUAAUUUCUACGUGUAUGCGGAGAAGAAGGGCAAGCAGGACAAGAUGAACAAGAAGGAAUUCCGCAAGAUGGUGACACAGGAGCUGCAGCACGUCCUGACGAACACACAGAACAAGGAGGCGGCUAACAAACUCAUCCAAUCCCUGGAUACAGAUGAAGAUGGGAAGAUCAGUUUUGAUGAGUACUGGACUCUGAUUGGAGAGAUUGCUAAGAAGCUGAGCAUGCAGAUGGCCAUGCAGUGCCAGGAGAGGCCCUAGAGACUGGGUGCAUCUUAAUCACCCUCACUGGCACCCAUGGGUGGCAUUACACUAUAUAGCCUCUAGGCACUGAGAUAGGUGAGUUAUCAGCUGUGAGUGGCACCACCUAUGGGUGCCAACUUAGGAACAAAGACUUGUGUUCUUCUGAGAACCCCUCAAUCCCUUCUUGUAUGAACCCACCCAUAUUAUCUGAGCCAAGGAACAAAUGCGAGUAACUACCUCUCUCUCCAUCAGCCCCACCUACAACUGAGGGUCACAUCUCAAUCACCUCUUGUCAUUGGCCUUGGGGUUACUCUGCACCCCCAGAGGGCACGGGAUUUUAUACCCAACAAUCUGCUGGAAAUGCAUCAACAACUCUCUGCCCAACAGCCGCUUCACAAUGUGUGUAUCUGUGUGUCAUUUGUGUUCCUGAGCAGUAAAUUGUGCUGAUCAAAGUCA
Messenger RNA from Xenopus laevis (African clawed frog), 1042 nucleotides. RefSeq lists its product as uncharacterized. Lineage: Eukaryota; Metazoa; Chordata; Amphibia; Anura; Pipidae. The record is from RefSeq and is a predicted model, not a curated record. The transcript has 4 exons. Bases 299 to 604 code for a protein of 101 amino acids.